AUGGAUGCAAUGAUGUAUAUAAGAGAUCAUUGUCUCAAGCAUAACAUCGCUUUCAAGAGAUCAACAGUCAUGAAAUACGCCCAUCUCUGUCAAGUUUAUAAUCAGCCACACGGAUCUUAUAUUUGCAUGGGUACACUUUCACAAAGUGUUUUAAACAGGUUAUACACGAAAGUUUCAAGGCUUUAUUCAACCAAGGUUAUGAAAGAAUUUAUUCAAUGA
This is a messenger RNA of Trichomonas vaginalis G3, 219 nucleotides long. RefSeq lists its product as uncharacterized. The transcript has a single exon. Lineage: Eukaryota; Parabasalia; Trichomonadida; Trichomonadidae. The coding region runs from base 1 to 219 and encodes 72 amino acids. The record is from RefSeq and is a predicted model, not a curated record.